UGAUUUUUCUGUUUUUUCUGAAAAGAAUGAUAUCUCUAGCGAAACAUGGCGUCCAAAUUGGAGAAUGCCCUCUUACUUUUAUUUUCAUUGUCAACUAUUAAUUGUGCCAGUUUUCGUUAAGAAACUGCUACUUUAAAUCAUAUGAAGUCUACUAUAUUGUGAAUAAAGCCAUUUCUCUCAAAUUCCUUCUUCGUUCUCACAGACCUGAAACAUUUAUAAGUUUACAUUGCCAUGCCUAAGCCACGUAAUAUUCGAAAAGUUCUUGACAUUGACAAUAACGACAAUACAACAAUUACCAUAAAGCAUCAGGGAUCUAGACCGCGCGUAAAUUUCGUUUCUACCACAGAAUCAGAUCAAGAUUCUGAUCAUGCUCCAGCAGCAAAAACUAAAAUUAAUGUUAAAAAAAAUCGGCGAAGGGAUGAUAAAAGUAAAACUAAAAUGAAAACACUGCUUAAGAAGAAAGAAUAUAAAUUGGAUCCGGAUCCAUGUAUGCCAAAUACUUUACGAUAUAAAAUAGAACUAAGCGAUUCCGACGAAGACAUCGAAGUAGAUUACUCAUCAGAUUUUCAUCGUUUAUUCGACGAAACAGCUGGAACAAGCGGUCGUUCAAAUUAUAAUAUUGGUCACAAAGUUGUAGUAAAGAAAGAUGAAGUAAAAUUUAUUUCUAGUCCUUACACUGAAGACAAAGAAGAUUCCGAUUACGAUUUAGAUAUUUAUUACGAUAUGCCAAAUAAAAAACGUUAAA
Molecule: messenger RNA, 745 nt
Organism: Centruroides sculpturatus (bark scorpion)
Lineage: Eukaryota; Metazoa; Arthropoda; Arachnida; Scorpiones; Buthidae
Exons: 6
Coding region: 232-744 (170 amino acids)
Source: RefSeq, a predicted model, not a curated record